Molecule: messenger RNA, 210 nt
Organism: Penicillium soppii
Lineage: Eukaryota; Fungi; Ascomycota; Eurotiomycetes; Eurotiales; Aspergillaceae
Exons: 2
Coding region: 1-210 (69 amino acids)
Source: RefSeq, a predicted model, not a curated record
AUGGGAGCAAAGCAAUGGGAAUACAUCGACCACCGCAUUAGAAAGAUCAAGAUGCGAAACGAGUUGUCAACUGCGCAAUUCUUGGGCAAAAAAAAACGAGAGCCCGAAGUCUACGUCGAUGGGAUCCUCUACCCACCAGAAAAGCACCCUCACCUCGGACUCCGCCUGGCAUUGUUGUCUGCUCUCCUGCACCAUCUCCGCUACAGGUAG